Necator americanus (New World hookworm) is the source of this 288-nucleotide messenger RNA. RefSeq lists its product as uncharacterized. The transcript is spliced from 2 exons. NCBI's taxonomy places the organism in Eukaryota, Metazoa, Nematoda, Chromadorea, Rhabditida, Ancylostomatidae. The coding region runs from base 1 to 288 and encodes 95 amino acids. The record is from RefSeq and is a predicted model, not a curated record.
AUGCUUCUGCGACGACGUCUUAUCGAUUUCGCUGUUGACAAACUGACUGACGCCAAUGCUCGGGGCAAUUCCGCUCUUUUAGUGCUAACCGAUAUCGAUUUUCUCGACCAACUGACGUCAGCCGGAUGGUAUGACGAACCUGUCACGCUGUAUGUAGUGAUCGUGUUCGCAGCAGCUGCUGUUAUUGCUGUUCGCGACGAAUUUGGAGUGAGCGCAUGUCCAUCGCUAUCGAUUGGUCAAUCCCAGAACGAAUCGAUAGACGUAUUUGAUCGUAGUAUGGCCGUAUGA